AGCUCUGGCCGAAUCACAAGUUGUCGAGACGGAGAGCCGCGCGAACGCGUUUAAAAAAAUUAACAUUUGAAAAUCGAACGUUUAUAUUCCCGCGGCAUUUAUUUGUUGUGUGAUUACAUUUAAAGCGUGUGUUUUUAAAAAUAAAGAUGGAGGGCUGCGGUAUGAAUUGUAUAAAAUACCUUCUGGUUGUAUUUAACGCGCUGUUUAUGGUCUUCGGUAUCGUGAUCAUAGCAGCAGCAUGCGUGGACAUGGGAGUCAUGCGAGACUUCGCUGGGAUGGAGACGACUGGUCACGAGACGGAUGUCGUAUUGAUUGUCGUUGGUGUGCUGAUCAUCAUCGUGGCUGCCUUCGGCUGCUUUGGGGCUUGGAAGGAGAGUCCUAAGCUUCUGUAUAUUUUUGCCGGAUUCCUCAUCAUCAUCAUAUUAUUGGAGUUGUCCGUGGGAAUUGCUGCAGCUGCCUUACGCCCGCAAAUCGAAGGAACUAUGAAGACCCAACUGCGCGCCUCCUUCAUCAAGAACAAGUCUACACGAGAGGAAGACUCCACCUAUAGGGAGUUCUGGGAUCGCGUACAGAGCAACCUGGAAUGCUGUGGAGUCACCGGCCCUGAUAACUACGUAGCCUCUGAGCCUCGCCUGAACCCAUCGUUCAGCUGCUGCCCUCCAGAUGGCACUGACCGCGCUGAUGAAAUCAAACGCUCCGAUUGCAUCUCCCUCUCCAAAUACUACCAGGAAGGCUGUGAGGACAAGGUUCUUAGCACCGUACACAGUGCUGGCAUGACUGUCAUUGUUUGCGGCAUUCUCUUCUGUUUUUUGGAGGUAAUAGGAAUAGUCCUCGCGCUGUGGCUCGCGCACUCCAUCAAAACCCAAGACAAGGGACGAGAAACCGCUUAAACAUAUACUAAAGCACCGUACUAAAAUAAAAUAAUUUAUUUUUUCAC
Molecule: messenger RNA, 937 nt
Organism: Vanessa atalanta (red admiral)
Lineage: Eukaryota; Metazoa; Arthropoda; Insecta; Lepidoptera; Nymphalidae
Product: 23 kDa integral membrane protein-like
Exons: 5
Coding region: 147-890 (247 amino acids)
Cellular component (GO): membrane
Source: RefSeq, a predicted model, not a curated record